This is a messenger RNA of Drosophila gunungcola (fruit fly), 2390 nucleotides long. RefSeq lists its product as uncharacterized. The record is from RefSeq and is a predicted model, not a curated record. NCBI's taxonomy places the organism in Eukaryota, Metazoa, Arthropoda, Insecta, Diptera, Drosophilidae. The transcript has 8 exons. Bases 523 to 2256 code for a protein of 577 amino acids.
GUAUAAGCUGGUUGAUUUCAUAAAAUAUAAAAUGCAUUUAUUUGCUGGACAAUUCUGUUCCUGUCGAUAGCCGCUUUUGUGGGAACUAUAAAUCAAAGUCCUCUGAUUUUCAUAAGAAGCAAAACGAUACUGAAUCCCUUAAAAAACACUUCACUUUAGCAGUUUGUUUGAGAUUUUGUCCUGUUUUUCCGAUCGUUCCCUUGGCAGCUAUUAUAUGAUCUCGAAAUGCAAAUAUAAAACGUCUAUUUUGGUUUACUUUAACCUUCUUUACUUACUGUGUUCGGAUCAGGUUUCUGAAUGCAAUAUAUUUUUAAUUUUAUGGGGAGUUUCAGAUGUUCUGAGCUUGUUCUGCAUAAAUAAACAAAUGCAUACCUACAUAUAUGUAUAUGAAGAUGUAGCGAAUCCUGCGUGACUUUGCUCUCUUGACAACCAGCGUUUAAUCAAUACAUUGUGCUCCAUUAUUUUGGCCGUAUUGGCGGCACCUGAUUAAUGGGUGAUACUCACUGACUCAGUGAGCAAAAAAUGGCCAAGAAGGGAGGAGUGCAGCAGCUCCAGGCGGACAUAAGCACCGACGAGGAGUUCGAGAAGUUUCUGCUGCGACCCGGAUUGCUGGUGCUCGACAUAUACUCGGAGUGGUGCGGCUCCUGCCUGGGCAUGGUGGGCAGCCUCCGGAAGAUCAAGCUCGAACUGGGAGGCGAUAACCUGCAGCUGGCCAUCUGCAAGGCGGGGUCCAUCUCCUCCCUUCAGCGGUUCAACAAGAAGAGUGAACCCACCUGGAUGUUUGUUACGAACGGCAAGGCAAUCAACAUCAUGUUCGGCACGGACGUGCCCAAGCUGGUGGUCAUGAUCACCCGGAUGCUGCAGUCGACGCUGGCCAAGGAGUCGCACGUGAGCUACGAGAUCACCGAGCUGCAGCCGAUCGAGCUGGAGCAGCUGGAGGUGCGCAACAAGGCGCUGCGCCUGGCCGAGGAGAUCGAGCUGGCGGAGAGCCGGCGGAAGAGGCUGGAGUACCUGCACAGCGUCACCGACUGCAUCAUGGCCAACCUGCCGGACAUCGGGAUCACGGUGUUCGGGCCGCAGGUGAACCGCGACAUGUUCAAGAAACUCUCCGAGCCGGCCGAUCCCCUCAAGAUCCAGUGCAAGGACCGCAAGGUCUUUCCCAUCACGCCCGGCGACUUCGCCACGGUCAACUUCGCAGCCGAGAAUCCCCUUGCGCCGGAGGUCAUCGAGCUGCUCCACGACAAGGAGCUGCUCAUGUGCUUCUGGAAGGUCGAGGAGGUGCUGGGCACUCCGCCCUCGGUGCUCCGCCAGUACGCCCACGAGCUGACCAAGGAGACCAUCAAGCCGCCGGACGAGUUCAACGAGGAGGAGAUCACCGUGCCGCCCAUAAUUGUGCCGCUCGAGGUGAGCGUGGAUGUCCCGGAGCCAGAGCCAACGGAGGAGGAGCAGGAGGAUCAGAGCGCUAAGCUGCUUGGGGAAGGCGAGGAAGUGGAUACGGAGGCGGACGCAUCUCCAGUUCCAGUUCCUGUUCCAAAGCCCGAGCAGAAGAAGACCAAGACCAUCCGAAUACCCCCAAUCUGGGUGCCCAUUGACCAGCGCACCCAUGCCGCCCUCAUCUACACCUACUUUCGGGCCCAGACCACGACCUUUCUUCCGCCGGAUCCCGUGCCAGAGCCUCCGCACAUCGUGAUGAUCUUCGACGCCUACAAGAAGAAGGAUCUGGCUAUCCUUCUGGACACCUGUCGCGAGGACAUUCCACUCUACGGCUUCUUCAGCGGCGAGAAUCCACUGACGGCCACCUUCUUAGCCAAUUCGGUGGAUAAGUACAAUGCCAAGCCAUAUGUGCCCACCGACAAGAUCGUGCUCAAGGUGAACAAGGUCAGCAGUCCCACCAUCCCCACUCUGAUGGCCUACGGUCCCAGCUACGUCAGCACCAACUCGGUGGUGGGCCACAAGGAGGCCUCCCAGUUCUUCCCCGCCAACUACAAGUCCGCCUUGCAGGAGGAGGAGGAGCUGCACGCCGUCAAGGCCGAGAAGCCCAAGAAGCGCAAGAAGAACAAAAAGGGAGGCGAUCCCGAGGAGAGCGGCAAGGGGGACGCCGGACUGGCGGAUGCGCAGCAGGAGGCGGACGAAGCGGUGAAGACCUCGCCGGAGGAAGGCGCCUCCACGACGAGCAGUGGCGAGGACAGCUGCGAUAGUCGACCUGCCACGGCCGAUGGCACCAAUCCCGAUGGCCCCAAUCCACAGGCCACAUAGACGUGGGAAACCUUACAAUCGACUACACAUUGCUAUCGAUAAUCCAACUGAAUGGAAAUCAGCUGUUCUCUCGUCACGAACGUGACGACUUGUAAAAUUAAAUUGUAUAAUUGCUGUAUUAAAACACAAUCUAG